This is a messenger RNA of Dracunculus medinensis (Guinea worm), 1311 nucleotides long. The record is from the annotation of a GenBank genome assembly. Lineage: Eukaryota; Metazoa; Nematoda; Chromadorea; Rhabditida; Dracunculidae.
AUGGAAUCGAAAGAAAUCGUGCUUGUUAAAUUUUUCGCACCUUGGUGUGGUCACUGCAAAAGGUUGGCUCCAGAUUUCGAAAAAGCAGCUGCAGAAUUAAUCACGAAUGAACCUCCUGUGGAAUUGAUAAAGGUUGAUUGCACUGUCGAAAAAAAAACAUGUGAAAAAUAUGGCGUUAGUGGAUAUCCUUCUUUGAAAAUCUUUCGAAAUGGCCAAUAUUCACAAGACUACAAUGGUGGGCGAACUGCAGAUGCAAUCAUAAAAUAUAUGAAGGGACAAGCGGGUCCAUCCGUUGUUGUGUUGUCAUCCAAGAAAGAUUUUGAUAAAUUCACUAGCAGUGAUGAUUAUGUUGUUGUUGGUUAUUUCGAUUCGGAGAGCAAGCUUAAGGAUUCAUACUUUAAAGUGGCAGAUACAGAGAGAGAUCGUUUUUCAUUUGGUCAUGUAACUGAUAAGUCAUUAUUCAAGGAUUACUCUGAUGACAUUGUGGUUUAUGUACCUAAGAAGCUUCAUAACAAAUUCGACACUAAUGAAAUAAAAUAUGAUGGAAAUUAUGAUACCGAUAAAAUAAAGGAAUUCUUGACUUACGAUACGGUAGGUCUAGUUGGUGUCAGAACUAUUGGUAAUCUAUUUCAAUUUACAAAAAAACCCCUGGUGGUUGUCUACUGGAAUAUAGACUUUGCGCUCAACCCAAAAGGUUCAAAUUAUUGGCGUAAUCGUGUGGCCAAAGUUGCUCAAGAUUAUAAACGUAAAGUUCAUUUCGCCAUCAGCAGUAAAGAAGAAUUUUCCCAUGAAGUGCAAGAAUAUGGUUUAGGUGAUCGCUCGACAUCAGAUAAACCAAUUGUUGCUGCUCAGACGAAAGAUGGCAAAUUCUUCAUGGAUACUGAGUUUAGCGUGGAAAAUCUCAAGAAUUUCGUCGAGGACCUAGUUAAAGGAAAGCUCAAACCAUACUUGAAGAGCGAACCUGAACCAGAUACCCAAGGCGAUGUAAAGGUUAUUGUGGGUCGUAGUUUCAAGAAAAUGGUUAUGGAAUCGGAUCAAGACAUUUUACUUGAGUUCUAUGCACCAUGGUGUGGUCAUUGUAAAAAAUUGGCUCCUAUUUAUGAUGAACUUGGGAAAAAAUUAGCAAGGGAAAAUAUUAUGAUAGCAAAAAUGGAUGCUACGGCAAAUGAUGUACCUCCACCUUUCGAAGUUCAAGGGUUGGUCCGAUUUAUUUUUUUAUUGUUUUAUUAUUUCAGACUUAAUUGGGCUGAUUUUUAUUUUGCGAAUCUGAUCUCGCAAGAUGAUGAAAUUCAUCAAUUUGCAAUUCUAUAA